Messenger RNA from Dermacentor silvarum, 843 nucleotides. RefSeq lists its product as uncharacterized. The coding region runs from base 9 to 716 and encodes 235 amino acids. The record is from RefSeq and is a predicted model, not a curated record. Gene Ontology annotation, molecular function: metalloendopeptidase activity. Lineage: Eukaryota; Metazoa; Arthropoda; Arachnida; Ixodida; Ixodidae. The transcript is spliced from 2 exons. Gene Ontology annotation, biological process: proteolysis.
ACCCGGACAUGGAGGGCAGCUUCAUAAAGAACCUGCGUGACGCGAUUAAGGCCAAGCGUCGGACGAACUUCGCAGACAUCGGCGAGAUGCCCCAGCUGUGGUUGCGUCAGUACGACCUCUACCACGCGCGCAUUACGCGCUACUGGUUCGACUACGCCCUCAAGCCGUCCAUUUUGGAACCGCCUAUGUACCACCGAACGGCACCUCUGCCAGUGCGCCUCGGCACCUUCGGCGUCGAAGUGGCAAAGGCAACGAUCGAGUCCUACAUGGAGCUUCGAUUCCAAGGCCACGGGACAGACGCCCUGGACAGCUUCCAAUUCUGCUUCUCCGACAUAAAGGAUAAGGAGCGGCAAGAGGAGCUCAGCGCCGAAUGGAUCGCGCUAGUGGAGACCAACAUGCUGGACAGCGCCGCCCUGGACAUCGCCCUCUCGGUGCUCAAGCUGGUACCGUCCUUCGACGAGGACCGGCUGCACGAUGUGCCGCUCACGGGCCACCAGCUCUUCUACGUGGCUCACUGUUACACGCACUGCGGCGAAGAGAAUGGCACGCCAUUGUGCAACGAACCCCUCAGGCACAAGGAGGACUUCGCGAACGCCUUCUCUUGCCGGCCGCACAGCCACAUGCGAUCCGAGGACAAGUGCCCGAGCUUCUUACUCUGGGCGCCGCAACGGCACUAUAUAUCGCGCGGUAUUCGGGGAAAUAGUUUUCUUUUUUAAACAUAAUAACCGUGUUCCCGAAACUGCGCUUCAAACUCGCGGCAUGUUUCGGACAUAUCGACAGUGUUAACGCAUUUACCGAACGUGUAUAUAUGUUUAGGCCGGGCUGAAAUUAGUGUUUCAUUUU